This is a messenger RNA of Nannospalax galili (Upper Galilee mountains blind mole rat), 2627 nucleotides long. It is a transcript of the gene Usp16, whose product is annotated as ubiquitin specific peptidase 16. The record is from RefSeq and is a predicted model, not a curated record. Gene Ontology annotation, biological process: regulation of gene expression; regulation of cell cycle. The transcript is spliced from 16 exons. Gene Ontology annotation, molecular function: zinc ion binding; cysteine-type deubiquitinase activity. Lineage: Eukaryota; Metazoa; Chordata; Mammalia; Rodentia; Spalacidae.
GCUGACUUUAUCUUGUUUUCUAGAUUGUAAUUUUGUGUCAGUAAGCAAUCCAUAAAGUGUCAGCAUGGGAAAGAAACGGACAAAGGGGAAAACUGUUCCAGUUGAUGAUUCCUCUGAGUCUUCAGAGCCUGUGUGCAAACAUCUUAGAAAAGGGUUGGAACAAGGUAAUUUGAAAAAAGCUUUAGUGAAUGUGGAAUGGAAUAUUUGCCAAGACUGUAAGACAGACAAUAAAGUAAAAGGUAAUUCUGAGGAAGAAACAGAAGAAAAUCCUUCAGUUUGGCUAUGUCUUAAAUGUGGCCAUCAGGGCUGUGGCAGAGAUUCUCAGGAACAGCAUGCCUUGAAGCACUACACCACACCAAGAUCUGAGCUUCACUGUCUGGUUCUUAGUUUGGACAACUGGAGUGUAUGGUGUUACAUCUGCGAUGAGGAAGUACAGUAUUGUAGUUCAAACCGAUUAGGCCAAGUGGUUGAUUAUAUUAGAAAACAAUCUGGUAUUACAACUCCCAAAUCAGCAGAGAAAGAUAAUGGGAACAUUGAACUUGAAAAUAAAAAGUUGGAGAAAGAGAGUAAAAAUGAACACGAGAGAGAAAAAAAGGAAAACAUGGCUAAAGAAAAUCCUCCCAUGAACUCUGCUUCCCAAGUAACCGUGAAAGGACUCAGUAACUUGGGAAAUACGUGUUUCUUCAAUGCAGUUAUGCAGAACUUGUCACAAACACCAGUGCUUAGAGAACUAAUAAAAGAAGUGAGAAUGUCUGGAACAAUUGUGAAAAUAGAACCACCUGAUUUGGCACUAACAGAACCUUUAGAAGUGAAUCUUGAGCCUCCAGGCCCUCUCACUUUAGCCAUGAGCCAGUUUCUUAAUGAGAUGCAAGAGACCAAAAAGGGAAUUGUGACGCCUAGAGAGCUCUUUUCUCAGGUCUGUAAAAAAGCGGUGCGGUUCAAAGGCUACCAACAGCAAGAUAGCCAGGAGCUACUUCGCUACUUACUGGAUGGGAUGAGAGCAGAAGAACACCAAAGAGUGAGUAAAGGAAUUCUUAAAGCAUUUGGUAAUUCUACUGAAAAAUUGGAUGAAGAAGUAAAAAAUAAAGUUAAAGAUUAUGAAAAGAAAAAGCCAGUACCAAGUUUUGUGGACCGCAUCUUUGGUGGUGAACUAACUAGUACAAUCAUGUGUGAUGAAUGCAGGACUGUAAGUGAAGGUCAUUUGUAAACUUAAUUUUUAUCAAUAUUUUCUCCAUAUUUUCAGUGUGGUAAGAAAAGUAUAAAUGAUAAAAAUCUGAAAAAGAUAAUGGAGGAAGAAGAUAAAGACAGUGAGGACGAAAAAGAUGAUGACAGUCACAUGAAAGCAAGAAAUGAUAUUCUUUCAGGAACAAGUAAGCACUUACAGAAAAAAGCAAAGAAGCAAGCCAAAAAGCAAGCUAAGAACCAACGACGACAACAAAAAAUUCAAGAGAAAGUUCUUCAUCUAAACAAUAUUUGUGCUACUGACCACACUGAAAAUGAGUGUAAGGCUGAAAUGUCACCCGUGGGAGAAGUGGAUAUUGACUCCAACCAUAUUUCACAAGAGGAAGUUACACAUACAGAAAUCGAUGUUAAUCUAAAAGAUUUAAAUGGCCAAGAGAAAACGAUAGAAAAUACAACUGACAAUCAAAACUCCCCAGAGGAACUAGGUGUGAGUGGUGUCAGUAUGGAUAGUGCUCUGGAGGUUUUGACAUCUGACAGGAAUUUAAAUGGUGUCUGCCUGGAGGAAAGGAGCAGUGGAGAACUAGACCUUACCAGUGAUUUCAAAAACCUUAAUUUGAAUGCUGCUCUUCAUCCUGAUGAAAUAAAUAUAGAGAUUCUGAAUGACAGUCAUGAUCUUGGGACAAAGGUGUAUGAGGUUGUAAAUGAAGAUCCAGAAACUGCUUUCUGUACUCUUGCGAACAGGGAAGCUUUUAGUACUGAUGAGUAUUCAAUCCAGCAUUGUCUGUAUCAGUUCACCCGUAAUGAGACACUUCAAGAUGCGAAUAAACUACUGUGUGAAGCAUGCACAAGAAGACAGUGUAAUGGACCAAAGGCAAAUAUAAAAGGUGAAAGGAAGCAUGUUUACACCAAUGCCAAAAAGCAGAUGCUGAUUUCUCUGGCUCCUCCUGUUCUCACUCUUCAUUUAAAGAGAUUUCAGCAGGCUGGUUUUAACCUACGCAAAAUUAACAGACACAUAAAGUUUCCGGAAAUCUUAGAUUUGGCUCCUUUUUGUACCCUUAAAUGUAAGAAUGUUGCUGUAGAAAGCACACGAGUACUAUAUUCCUUAUAUGGAGUUGUUGAACACAGUGGUACUAUGAGGUCAGGGCACUACACUGCCUAUGCCAAGACAAGGACUGCCAACAGUCAUCUCUCUAAUCUUGUUCUUCAUGGUGAAAUUCCACAAGGUUUUGAAAUGGAAUCAACCAAAGGGCAAUGGUUUCAUAUCAGUGAUACACAUGUGCAAGCUGUGCCUGUAACUAAAGUACUAAACUCACAAGCAUACCUCCUGUUUUAUGAGAGAAUACUGUAAUAUCUGAAGUGCUUUCUCUAGAAAUACACUUAUGGCUUUUAUACUGGCUGUAAUAACAAUAAAAUAUUAAAGACUAAAUCAUGUUCAUGUAAGUACA